Oryzias melastigma (Indian medaka) is the source of this 2487-nucleotide messenger RNA. RefSeq lists its product as uncharacterized. NCBI's taxonomy places the organism in Eukaryota, Metazoa, Chordata, Actinopteri, Beloniformes, Adrianichthyidae. The coding region runs from base 476 to 1579 and encodes 367 amino acids. Gene Ontology annotation, biological process: regulation of transcription by RNA polymerase II. Gene Ontology annotation, molecular function: DNA-binding transcription factor activity, RNA polymerase II-specific; RNA polymerase II cis-regulatory region sequence-specific DNA binding; protein dimerization activity. The record is from RefSeq and is a predicted model, not a curated record. The transcript has 9 exons. Gene Ontology annotation, cellular component: RNA polymerase II transcription regulator complex.
UGGAUCAUUAGAACUGGUUACCUAAUUUAACUCUCAUAUUUUCUAUUUCUUUUUUUUUCUCUUUGAAUUAUUUAUUUGUUUUAUUUGUAUCUGUGAAUUCUUGAUCUGGUUAUUCUUUAUCUGUAAUAUGUUAAAAAUGUGUUAUUCAUAUUCUUGUUUUCAACCGUUAAGAUUUGCAACCCAUGAGUGAACAACGUGACUUUUAUUUGACUCCAUUGUGUUCUUGUUCUGUAUUUUUUAUAAUGCCACUUUUUUUGUAUUGUAUCUUUGAAAUAUUCCAUAAAAAAAAGAAAAACCAGAAGGGAGGGGGCGCUGUCGAACUCCGCUGCAACCUUUAUUCUACUUCCGGUUCAAUCCAGCUCGUGUGCUCGGUGCGCAUGCCCCGUGUGACAUAAACAAACUCCAGGGGCGGUCGGCUCGGACUUGUUCAGCGAGCGGUUCUCCCUGCUCGGUUUGGUGAGCAGUCACGGUCGGCAUGGUGAAGUGCGUCGUGUCCGGGUGUCCGAACCGCAUGGUGGCCGGCAGCAGGGGGGCCUUCAACCGGACCAGGAAACGGUUCUUCCACUUCCCCAAAGACCCCGCGCGCGUGAAGGUGUGGCUGGCAGCUCUGAGGGAAACAGAGAAGCAGGAUUCCUCAGAGCAGCACUUGAUCUGUGAGGACCACUUCCUGCCAGAGGACAUUUCCAACAAUGGAGUCAGCAAGGAAGCCAUCCCCAUCAUGCCCCACUGCCUGGAUGGGCCCCUGAUCAGCCCCUGGGGAGCUGAGUCCUCUGAGGAUGACGAUCCGUGGGCUGCUGGAGGCGAUGACUGUGAGGGUGAAGGUGGAGAUGGAGAUGUCAUUCCCUUCAAAUCUAAGAUUUCCAUCCCAGAAGCCCUUCCUGCUGCAGAUCAGCAUGAAUCAGGUGGUAAAGUGACUUCAGAGGCCAAGACAGCCAGCAGAAUGCAGCAGAAUGCCAGUCAAACCAAGAUGUCCUCCAGAGAGGAUGUUUCUCUGGGACUGCUGGCACAGCGUUUCCUGGAUUUGCUUCAGAACACACCGGAUGGUGCGUUGGAUUUGAGGGACGUCACCAUCAGCCUGAACACACGGCGGCGGCGUGUCUAUGACAUCACCAAUGUGCUUGAAGGCAUAAACCUGAUUGAGAGGCAGUCUGCUAACAAGUUCAAGUGGAUAGGAAACCUUCCCAUCUCUAACUUCCUGGGGGUUUUCAAGAUCCAGAAAGAGGUGAACAACCUGAAGCUGGUGGAGAACACGCUGGACAGCCUCAUCAAAAGUUGUGCUCAGCAGCUGUUUGACCUGACAGAUGACCUUCAAAACUCUGCGCUGGCAUACGUGACCCAUGAGGACAUCAGCCAUCUUCAAGUCCUCCAGGAGCAGACUGUCAUGGCUGUCAAAGCUCCAGAAGAAACCAAACUGGAGGUUCCUGCACCUAAAGAGGACAGUAUCCAGGUCCACCUGAAGGCAGACAAAGGUCCCAUCAUGGUGAUGACCUGUGAUGUGGGGGUGGGACAGCAGAGCAGCUGCUUCCUUGCUCUGGAGGAGAGUGGCAUAAAAGUGGCACCACUGAAAAAAGAUCACUGAGCUCGACGCUGUAAACUCUGGCAGACUGGCUAACUUCAGAUCAGCACCCUUGGAUGUAUGGGACUGUUUUUGUGUCCGAGUCCCUCAGAGAAUCUGGUGUCUGGUCCUCGGGAUCUAUUGCUGUCCCUGGUUCUCUGCUCCAACACACCUGAUCUACAUGACAGACUCCCUGAACACACCAUGGUUUAAACCAGGAGACUAUGUGGAACAGUUGUGAUACGUGCUACUCUGGAUGACAACCAGGGGGCGCCAGCAGCCUGAGAAUUCCUUCCCAGCCCUAUCAGGAGACUCUGGAAAACUAUGAAGCUGCUGGCUAACAAGCUUGAAUAGUGUUUGCUGUGUGAAGACAACCUAUUUUUAUUAUGUUAUGAGUUUUUUAUACUUUUUUUUUCACAAGCUUCAUUUUUGGCACAAGUGUAGCAUGAAAUGUUAAUAAAGCAACAUGUGUUAUUGUAAUUAAAAUUGGAUAAUCAUCUUGUCUUUUCUCACCUCAUGCUUAAAGUUUUUGUCAAAACUGCUUUGAUAUGCUGAUAUGGGCUGUCUGCAGGAACCUUUAAGAUCAUAGCUUGGUGAGCAAAAUGUUCAUGCUAAUUUUUCCUACAGGCAUGCUGCGGGUGUGAGGUUGUAGAGAAAAUGUAAGCGACAGGCAACGUGUAGGUGUGUUCUCUUUUUCACACCAUAGACUGUAAAAAUUAGACUGUUAUUUUAUAUACAGUCUAUGUUUCACACACACUGCUGGGUUGGUUCCACAACGGGGAUGGCCCUCAUGUUGCUGCUCUGUGGGAUUCUAUAAAUUAGUGGUGGGGGCCGACAGCUGAUGACAGCAGUCAGCUCUGACAAACGGACUCUCAGAGAGGAGCUGCUUGUGCGUCAUGAAUUAAAAAUACCAUCAGUUUUUCUCUCCAGCA